CCCAGUAACAGAGAUACCCCAGAGAGAUGUCCCCAUCCUCUGUAUUCCCAGGAUUGUACAGAGGAGAAUCACAGGAUCCCACAGGAGGAUCAGGAAGAACAUCUGUCUGAUAUUAAAAUAGAAGAUACAGGGGGAGAAGAAGAGACGUAUGUGACUGAUAUAAAGGCAGAAGAUAUAGAGGGAGAAGAAGAGACGUAUGUGACUGAUGUAAAGGCAGAAGAUAUAGAGGGAGAAGAAGGAACGUAUGUGACUGAUAUAAAGGCAGAAUAUAUAGAGGGAGAAGAAGAGAUAUAUGUGACUGAUAUGAAGACAGAAGAUAUAGAGGGAGAAGAAGAGACGUAUGUGACUGAUAUGAAGACAGAAGAUAUAGAGGGAGAAGAAGAGACGUAUGUGACUGAUAUAAAGACAGAAGAUAUAGAGGGAGAAGAAGAGACGUAUGUGACUGAUAUGAAGACAGAAGAUAUAGAGGGAGAAGAAGAGACGUAUGUGACUGAUAUAAAGGCAGAAGAUAUAGAGGGAGAAGAAGAGACGUAUGUGACUGAUAUGAAGGCAGAAGAUAUAGAGGGAGAAGAAGAGACGUCUGUGACUGAUAUGAAGGCAGACGAUACAGAGGGAGAAGAAGAGACGUAUGUGACUGAUAUAAAGGCAGAAGAUAUAGAGGGAGAAGAAGAGACGUAUGUGACUGAUAUGAAGGCAGAAGAUAUAGAGGGAGAAGAAGAGACGUAUGUGACUGAUAUGAAGGCAGAAGAUAUAGAGGGAGAAGAAGAUACGUAUGUGACUGAUAUGAAGGCAGAAGAUACAGAGGGAGAAGAAGAGACGUAUGUGACUGAUAUAAAGGCAGAAGAUAUAGAUGGAGAAGAAGAGACAUAUGUGAGGGGUGAUCAGCAGUGUAAGGAGGAAGAGAUCCCUACAGAUAUCAGCACAGAUGGACCCACAAGCAGGAAUAUCUCAGAAGGACAUCUAAUGUUAUCCCCGGAUUGUGACAUAAAAAAUAAUGACAGUAGACAGGAUUCUCCAGGAGAUAACCCCAUUACCCCAAUUAUACAUCCAGCUCUAUCAGCUGAUCCCUCUGAUCCUGGGAAAUGUUCUCCUGAUCACUCUGAUAUUGGUGCAUCUGUUACAGCUCUGAGAGUAGAUACAGAGUUUCCAUGUGCUAUAGAUGCCAAAUGUUUUACACAGAACACAAAGCCUAUUAACCCACACACAGGUAAGGCAGGUGAAAGGCCAAUAAUAUGUUCUGAGUGUGGGAAAUGUUUUGCACACAAAUCAGCUCUUGUUAGACAUAACAGAAAUCUCACAGGUGAGAAGCCAUUUUCUUGCUCUGAGUGUGGGAAAUGUUUUGUACGUAAAUCACAUCUUGUUAUACAUUACAGAAGUCACACAGGUGAGAAGCCAUUUUCUUGCUCUGAAUGCGGGAAAUGUUUUACACAGAAAUCAGAUCUUAUUGCACAUCAACGAACUCACACAGGUGAGAAGCCAUUUCCAUGUUCUGAGUGUGGGAAAUGUUUUACACAGAAAUCAGAUCUUAUUACACAUCAGCGAACUCACACAGGUGAGAAGCCAUUUCCAUGUUCUGAGUGUGGGAAAUGUUUUGCACACAAAUCAGCUCUUGUUAGACAUAACCGAAAUCACACAGGUGAGAAGUCAUUUUCUUGCUCUGAGUGUGGGAAAUGUUUUGUACGUAAAUCACAUCUAGUUAUACAUUACAGAAGUCACACAGGUGAGAAGCCAUUUUCUUGCUCUGAAUGCGGGAAAUGUUUUACACAGAAAUCAGAUCUUGUUAGACAUCACAGAAGUCACACAGGUGAGAAGCCAUUUCUAUACUCUGAGAAAUAAAUCCGCUCUUGUUGCACACAAUAGACCUCACUCAGGUGAGGAACCAUUUUAAUCUUCUGGAGUAUACUUAUCAUUGCCAUGCGUUGUUCUUCAAGGUUCUUAUCCCAUCUCCUAUGCUUUUUGCAAUAUACAUGUUACCACUGAGCUAAAUAAUCAGAUGUCAUGCCCUCAUCUACCACUGCUAUGCAGAUGACCUGUCUUUUGCUCUGGGUACUGAGAACUCAGUACCAAUCCUAAAUGGUUGUCUAGCUGAGCUCCAGGUGUGGGUGAUGCCAGUUGGCUGUGACUCAGUCCUGGUGAAACAGGUCUUUAUGAUAGAAGCUCACCAACAAAGGGCAGGGCUACAGCUCAGCUUUGCUACCAGCCAGACUUACGCUUGGGGGUUCAGAGUUACAAAAUGCUGAUCGUGUGCGGAAUCUUGGUGUCCUGGAUGGUGGAGUGACACUUAGACAUCAGGUAUCAGCCACAAUCAUAUCCUCAUCUGAGGAACAUAGCCAGACUCCAGCACUUAUUUCCCUCAGAAGAUCUUCCUACAGUCAUACAUUCAUUUGUAUCAUCACACAUAGACUACUGCAAUGUCCUCUACCUGGGUCUCCCGGCAAAAGAAUUGCACCGCUUGUAGCUUGUACAGAAUGCUGCAGCCAGGCUGUUACCUAACCGGCCCGUUCCUGCCACAUAACACCCAUUCUCUGCUCCCUUCACCGGCUGCCUGUAAAAUGGUGACUAUUACAUAAUCUUACUGACUCUCCCAGCCCUACAUGACCAGGGUCCAUGUACCAGAAGUAGCUUCUGCCUCCUUACUGACUUACUGUAGGCCCCUAUUACAUAAUCUUACUGACUCUCCCAGCCCUACAUGACCAGGGUCCAUGUACCAGAAGCAGCUUCUGCCUCCUUACUGACUUACUGUAGGCCCCAAUUACAUAAUCUUACUGACUUUCCCAGCCCUACAUGACCAGGAUCCAUGUACCAGAAGCAGCUUCUGCCUCCUUACUGACUUACUGUAGGCCUCUAUUACACAAUCUUACUGACUCCCAGCCCUACAUGACCUGGGUCCAUGUACCAGAAGCAGCUUCUGCCUCCUUACUGACUUACUGUAGGCCCCUAUUACAGAAUCUUACUGACUCCCAGCCCUACAUGACCAGGGUCCAUGUACCAGAAGCAGCUUCUGUCUCCUUACUGACUUACUGUAGGCCCCUAUUACAUCAUCUUACUGACUCUCCCAGCCCUACAUGACCAGGGUCCAUGUACCAGAAGCAGCUUCUGCCUCCAUACUGACUUACUGUAGGCCCCUAUUACACAAUCUUACUGACUCUCCCAGCUCUACAUGACCAGGGUCCAUGUACCAGAAGCAGCUUCUGCCUCCUUACUGACUUACUGUAGGCCCCUAUUACAGAAUCUUACUGACUCUCCCAGCCCUACAUGAGCAGGGUCCAUGUACCAGAAGCAGCUUCUGCUUCCUUACUGACUUACUGUAGGCCCCUAUUACAGAAUCUUUCUGACUCUCCCAGCCCUACAUGACCAGGGUCCAUGUACCAGAAGCAGCUUCUGCCUCCUUACUGACUUACUGUAGUCCCCUAUUACAUAAUCUUACUGACUCUCCCAGCCCUACAUGACCAGGGUCCAUGUACCAGAAGCAGCUUCUGUCUCCUUACUGACUUACUGUAGGCCCCUAUUACACAAUCUUACUGACUCUCCCAGCCCUACAUGACCUGGGUCCAUGUACCAGAAGCAGCUUCUGCCUCCUUACUGACUUACUGUAGGCCCCUAUCACAGAAUCUUACUGACUCUCCCAGCCCUACAUGACCAGGGUACAUGUACCAGAAGCAGCUUCUGUCUCCUUACUGACUUACUGUAGGCCCCUAUUACAUAAUCUUACUGACUCUCCCAGCCCUACAUGACCAGGGUCCAUGUACCAGAAGCAGCUUCUGCCUCCUUACUGACUUACUGUAGGCCCCUAUUACACAAUCUUACUGACUCUCCCAGCCCUACAUGACCAGGGUCCAUGUACCAGAAGCAGCUUCUGCCUCCUUACUGACUUACUGUAGGCCCCUAUUACAUAAUCUUACUGACUCUCCCAGCCCUACAUGACCAGGGUCCAUGUACCAGAAGCAGCUUCUGCCUCCUUACUGACUUACUGUAGGCCCCUAUUACAUAAUCUUACUGACUCUCCCAGCCCUACAUGACCAGGGUCCAUGUACCAGAAGCAGCUUCUGCCUCCUUACUGACUUACUGUAGGCCCCUAUUACAUAAUCUUACUGUCUCUCCCAGCCCUACAUGACCAGGGUCCAUGUACCAGAAGCAGCUUCUGCCUCCUUACUGACUUACUGUAGGCCCCUAUUACACAAUCUUACUGACUCUCCCAGCCCUACAUGACCAGGGUCCAUGUACCAGAAUUAGCUUCUGCCUCCUUACUGACUUACUGUAGGCCCCUAUUACAGAAUCUUACUGACUCUCCCAGCCCUACAUGACCAGGGUCC
Pseudophryne corroboree (corroboree frog) is the source of this 4313-nucleotide messenger RNA. Its product is annotated as oocyte zinc finger protein XlCOF7.1-like. Bases 304 to 1836 code for a protein of 510 amino acids. The record is from RefSeq and is a predicted model, not a curated record. The transcript is spliced from 3 exons. Lineage: Eukaryota; Metazoa; Chordata; Amphibia; Anura; Myobatrachidae.